AUGACUGGUUCAUUAAAUGAUAUAAGAGAUGAUACAUUCAUUGGUAAUAAAGCUCAAGAAUAUCGGGGAUUAUUGAAACUUCUGUACCCAAUUGAACAUGGGGUAGUGAAGAAUUGGUCAGAAAUGGAGAUAUUGUGGAAUCAUUUAUAUACCCAUGAUCUUAAAGCCACUCCUGAAGACCAUCCUUUGUUAAUAACUGAAGCUCCAUUGAAUCCUCGUUCCAAUAGAGAUGAAAUGUGUAAGAUAUUGUUUGAAAGUUUCAAUAUUCCUUGUAUGUAUAUAUCGAUUCAAGCAAUAUUAUCAUUAUAUGCCUCGGGUAGAACCACAGGAGUAGUGGUAGAUAGUGGAGAUGGUGUUACUCAUAUUGUACCUGCGUUUGAGGGGUUUUCCUUACCUACGUCUAUCAAACGUAUGGAUAUUGCAGGAAGAGACAUAACUGAACAGUUGGUUUAUAAUAUCAGGAAAAUGUCGGGACUUUCAUUUCUGAGUUCUUCUGAGUUCGAAUUAGUUCGUGAUAUCAAAGAGAAAUGUUGUUUCAUAUCUAAAGAUCCUAUUAAAGAUGAAAAAUUAUAUAGUAACGUUCAUUAUCUUACUAGUGGGACGAACUUUUCAACAGAUUUGAUUUCGAAUUAUAAAUUACCUGAUGGUCACAAUUUACAAUUGAGUUCAGAAAGAUUCAGAUCAACUGAAAUACUAUUCAAUCCUCAAUUGAUAGGUGAUGAAUCACCAGGGAUAUCUCAAUUAACAAAUUUAUCUAUCACAAAAACCGACAUUGAUCUCAGACCGACAUUAUACAGUAAUAUCAUCUUGUCUGGAGGUAAUACCUUAUUGAGGAAUUUCGGUGAUAGACUUUUAUCUGACUUGAAAGAAUCUCAAUCCAUGACAAGUUAUGACACUAAGAUGAAAAUUAAGAUAACGGCACCUCCAGAAAGAAAACAUUCGACAUGGAUCGGAGGAUCCAUUUUAGCAGGGUUAUCGACAUUCAAGAAAAUGUGGGUAACAAGUCAAGAAUAUCAAGAAGAUCCUGAAAUUAUUCAUAGAAAGUGUAUUUAA
This is a messenger RNA of Yamadazyma jaroonii, 1053 nucleotides long. The record is from the annotation of a GenBank genome assembly. NCBI's taxonomy places the organism in Eukaryota, Fungi, Ascomycota, Pichiomycetes, Serinales, Debaryomycetaceae.